This is a messenger RNA of Micropterus dolomieu (smallmouth bass), 1015 nucleotides long. RefSeq names its product G-protein coupled receptor 4-like. The record is from RefSeq and is a predicted model, not a curated record. Gene Ontology annotation, cellular component: membrane. The coding region runs from base 1 to 705 and encodes 234 amino acids. Lineage: Eukaryota; Metazoa; Chordata; Actinopteri; Centrarchiformes; Centrarchidae. Gene Ontology annotation, biological process: G protein-coupled receptor signaling pathway. The transcript has 3 exons. Gene Ontology annotation, molecular function: G protein-coupled receptor activity.
AUGACUUUAGUGCAAAGUGAUCAGGUUGCUCCGAUCUUCGUCAUCAACCUUCUCAUUUCCGACCUCCUUCAGUUCUGCUACAUGAUUGUUGAGGUGUCUGAACCUGAGCAUGAAGCAAUACAAAUAGUCUCCAUUCUAUUUUACUUCUUUGUUCUGUUUGCCAGUGUUGGCUUCAUGGUCUGCAUCGCCCUGGAAAGGUAUUUGGUCAUCGCCCACCCGCUGUGGUACCGCUUCAGACGAACCAUCAAGACCUCUGUAGCGCUCUGUGCUGUAGUGUGGGUCCAACCUUUUGUCUUUAUCUUCUCUUUCAUGGAUCAGGCAAAAAUGGCCGUCGUCAUCUAUCUACUCCUUCCCUUCCCAUUGUUAAUAUUCUUCUUGGUUGGGACCCUCAGAGCCCUGUCUGCUUCCAUCUCGGUCUCCUCUGAUGAAAAACGACGAAUUGUGGGAAUUUUGGUUCUGGUGCUGUUUAUAUACACGUUGCUGUUCCUGCCCAUCAUCCUUAACAUCCUAAAAUUAUGCAUAUACAACAUGUAUGACAUAUCUGAGGAUAUACUCAUCAUCCUGUCUUUCAUUUUUGUUAGGUUGAAUCCUCUUGCAGACUUAGUCCUGUAUGUGUUCAUGAGGAAAGGGACCAUAGACAAGCUUUUGGCCUCUGUGUGUUGUUGCAGAAUGGAUAGCAAUGAUAUCAGCAGUCCAUCAGUAUGAAUGAUGACAACAUUUCUGAGAGGGGUCCAACUGCAGACCUCCACUGUCAGGCCGGUCAGUUUUUUACAUCCCCACAGGACAUAACGUGAUGCAUUUCUCCCUCCCAACACUAUAUGGCACUGCACUGGUGGCCGUGGCCUUUAAGUACAGGUGGUGAUGCACCUGUGUUAGUCUCUUUCUUACCUGGGUUGGCGUCUCGGCUGUUGGUGACGGCGAUCCGGCGUUGUGGUGUGCUGAUGCGAGUGCUGUCACAGCUGUCGGCCCAGUUCCGGCUCUGUCUUGGCUCUAAGCGGGCUUGCUGGUUUUAGCA